ACGUGUUUUUUGCAUAGCAACAAAAAUUGCAAAUAUCAUCAUGAAAAGGCAAAGAUCUGCAGAGAGAAAGAACAAGAGUGUGUCUAAGAGGCGCCGUAUAGAGCCCUCUUCAGAUGACAAACAGUGGUCCGAAGUGAUGCUGAGUCUGGCGGCUAAAUCUGCUCGUAAAUUGACCAGUGCCAUCAACAAGUCUGAGGAGCGUAGGGAACUUCCCACCAUACCACAACCUACGCACCAGAUGGAGUGGUUGGCUAGAGUCAAUUUUAAGCACAGAGCAGUGCGUCGUGACGUACCAAAACAUAGACAACACAAAGUCUCCAAGACUCAGGACUUGAACACCUCCUUUUACGUCUAUUAGUAAGGAGAUUGUUUUUAGUAAAGAUGCAAAGAUACUUUGUCAACGAUGAACAUGAAACGUUUAUGAAUUGUACAAAGACAGUGUUGCAUGCUUUAUGUAGACGUUGCUUCACUUCGUUGUGCGGGCAAUUUGAGGCAGAGUGACUUCCCUUUGUUCUUUAACGGGGAAAGCAUGCUCCAACACAUGCAGAAGAAUUUCCCGUAUGGCAGAUUCCACAUGUCAUUAAAAGAUAGCCUUAGAAACCAUUUCUGAUCGAUGAUUUGCAUCACGCCUCUUUUGGAAAAGGGGGUGGGAUAUGACUGUACAGUUACAGAAGUGUAUAUACUAGUAUAUAUAUAUAUAUGAAUGCAUUUUCUGUUUUCUUUGCUGAGGCAUUGUUUAUCUGGCAAGUUUUAUUUGCCCUUUUUUGACAGAACCCACCAUUUUAGCAAC
Saccostrea echinata is the source of this 790-nucleotide messenger RNA. RefSeq lists its product as uncharacterized. The record is from RefSeq and is a predicted model, not a curated record. The transcript is spliced from 5 exons. Lineage: Eukaryota; Metazoa; Mollusca; Bivalvia; Ostreida; Ostreidae. The coding region runs from base 41 to 358 and encodes 105 amino acids.